GUGGUACUAUUCAUUGGAAACGACGUGCGCUUUUCUUGCCACAACCGUAAGUGUAAAUGCCUUUCAGAGUUGAUUCGCAGUGCGCUCGCGAGUCCGGUUUGCUUCGGCGGCAUGUCCAAAUCAGAAUGAAUUUGAUACAGUUCUAAUCAACGGGAAAAUGGGAAUAUUGUUGACGCUGUCUGCGGAGUAAACCAUUACUCUCUCACAAGUUUACUCUCUCGGGUCACAGAAACGGACCCUAAAAUAAUGCGUUGUGAGUCAUAAAUUAAAAUAGACGUAACCCUUCGUUCUAAAACGGAUCCAUUGGGAGACAAUACUGAAGAAACAAGACAUUGGUCCCAGCGGAGAACACCGUGCGACGAAAGGAGAACUUAUUUAAGAAUUGGAAAACCUCCCUGGUCUUUGGUUGAAUCUGUGUUUGAAAUUCACUGCUCGACUGAGGGACCUUCCAGAUGUGUGGGGUACAGAGAUGAGAUAGUCAUACAAAAACACUAUUAUUGCACACAGAGAGACGUUCAUGAAUCCAAUUCUGACCCACAAGUGAGCUGAAGGUGUUGAAGUCUCUCUACUGCUAAUUAUGUCUUCCAAGCAAGCCACACCUCCGUUUCCCCCAGCGACGGAGGAAGAGGAAGCAAUGGGUCAGGACGAUGUGGGCUGGGCCAAUGAGGACAGAGAAAGCCAGGACCAGCCGGCCUCGCCCACUCUGCACAGCAAAUCCCUCCCAGAAGAGCACCAGCCAAUCAGAGACAGCCAGCCGGAGUCGGCGUGGAAGAGUAUAGGCUCUACUCAGACGGACAAUGGUAGCAGCAAGGGCUGUUCCUUGUACUCCUACCGGAAUAACUCUACCUCUCCACCAAAGCCUGAGGAGUGUUCCCGGGAGCGGGGCGAGCAGCUAGGCGGAUCGACCUUCGGAACACUUGAGCGCCGCAAAGGAAGCCUGGCCGACGUGGUGGACACACUGAAACAAAAGAAACUGGUGGAGCUGACAAAGACAGAGCAGGACGAGUCGUCCUGUAUGGAGAGACUUCUGUCUAAGGACUGGAAAGACAGGAUGGACAGACUGAAUGCCAGCAAGCUCCUAGGAGAGGUCAAAGGUACCCCAGAGAGUUUGGAGGAGAAGGAGCGGCAGCUGUCCACCAUGAUCGGCCAACUUAUCAGCCUGCGGGAGCAGCUCCUGGCGGCCCACGACGAGCAGAAGAAGAUGGCUGCGUCACAGAUGGAGAAACAGAGGCAGCAAAUGGAGCUGGCCCGCCAGCAGCAGGACCAGAUUGCGAGGCAACAGCAGCAGCUCAUGCAGCAGCAGCACAAGAUCAACGUUCUCCAACAGCAGAUACAGGUGCAGGGUCACAUGCCUCCUCUGAUGAUCCCAGUGUUUCCUCACGACCAGCGAUCUCUGGCUGCUGCCGCCGCUGCUGCACAGCAGGGCUUCCUCUUCCCACACAACAUGUCCUACAAACCAGGUGAUAACUACCCCAUGCAGUUCAUUCCAUCCACAAUGGCAGCUGCAGCCGCGUCAGGACUGAGCCCGCUACAACUACAGUUUCCCUAUUUCCUCUCAUUGCAGCAGCUGUACGCCGCCCAGCUGGCCAGCAUGCAGAUCUCACCUGGAGCCAAAAUGGCCUCACUGCCACAGCCUCCCAACUCCUCAGACCCCCUAUCGCCCUCCGGCUUGAAGAGUGAGAAGAGAGUGUUGAGUCCUGUCACUCACAUUAAGGAGGAAGGGUCGACGCAGCCCCUGAACCUCUCAGCCCGAUCUAAGACUGGCGAGCCCCACCGCUCCCCGUCCUCGCCGUCACACACCCUGUUCCCCAGCAACAAGACCAGCCCCAUCACCAUGGGGAAGGGGCGCAUCCCCAGCCCCCUCUCCAACAUGGGCAGAGGCUCACUGGACAUCCUAUCCAGCCUGAACUCCACGGCAUUGUUUGGGGACCAGGACGCGGUGAUGAAGGCCAUCCAGGAGGCGAGGAAGAUGAGGGAGCAGAUCCAGAGAGAACAGCUUCAUCAUCAGCAGCAGCAGAGCCUGGAGGCCAAGCUCACAGCCCUGAGCGGCAUGAGCCUCAGCAAUGGCAGCAAGGAGCGGAUGCACUUUGAGAGUUUGAGUCAGCACCUGGGCAACCUGGGAGAGGAUGGAAAGAUGGGCCACAGGGUCAUUGACCUUACCAGACCUGAGGAUCUUCAUGGUGGUGCCAGCACUACGGAAGCACGGGUCUUCAGGGAGGCCAGGGGUAGGAACAGUGCCGAGCCCCACAUCAAGAGGCCCAUGAAUGCCUUCAUGGUGUGGGCCAAGGACGAGAGGAGGAAGAUCCUGCAGACCUUCCCCGACAUGCAUAACUCCAACAUCAGCAAGAUCCUGGGCUCUCGCUGGAAGUCCAUGAGCAACCAGGAGAAGCAGCCAUACUAUGAGGAACAGGCCCGUCUCAGUAAGAACCAUCUGGAAAAGUACCCCAACUACAAGUACAAGCCCCGGCCCAAGAGGACCUGCAUCAUCGACGGGAAAAAGCUCCGCAUCGGGGAGUACAAGCAGAUGAUGCGCUCACGGCGGCAGGAGAUGAGGCAGUUCUUCAGUGUGGGGCCACAGCCUCAGAUCCCCAUCAGCAACAGCGCUGGCGGCCUCUACCCGGGCACCAUCACCAUGGCGACAGCCACGCCUUCACCGCACCUGACAUCGGACUGCUCCAGCGCGUCGGCCAGCCCCGAGCCCGCAAUCCCCGUCAUCCAGAGCACGUUCGGCGUGGUCAAGCCCGAGCCGGUUGCCAUGGUGACCGGUGACCACCCGGUCAACGGGGAGGACGAGAUAGACAUGUACGAAGACUUUGAGGACAAAUCGGACUACAGCAGCGACCACGAGACACGGGAGCCUGUCAGUGCCAACUGAACCUGCUCAGAAGAACUUCUGAACUUUUAGAAAAAAAAUUAAGCAGGACAAUAUGACAGAGACUGAGUUUUGCUCAGAACAACUUUUCAACAGUACAAGGGGGGCGGAACAAUUUGUCCGGGAUUUGAUGCACCACGGACUGAGCAUGCUCAGAUUGACUCUGGACAGUACGUGACAUACACUGAGAAUUCUCUGAUUGCCUCUGGACAGGAUGUGACAUACACUGAGCGUUCUCUGAUUGACUCUGGACAGGACGUGACAUACACUGAGCAUUCUCUGAUUGACUCUGGACAGGAUGUGACACACUGAGAAUUCUCUGAUUGACUCUGGACAGGAUGUGACAUACACUGAGCAUGCUAUAAUUAACUCUGGACCGGAUGUGACAUACACUGAGCAUUCUCUGAUUGACUCUGGACAGGACGUGACAUACACUGAGCAUUCUCUGAUUGACUCUGGACAGGACGUGACAUACACUGAGCAUUCUCUGAUUGACUCUGGGCAGGACGUGACAUACACUGAGCAUUCUCUGAUUGACUCUGGGCAGGACGUGACAUACACUGAGCAUUCUCUGAUUGACUCUGGACAGGACGUGACAUACACUGAGCAUUCUCUGAUUGACUCUGGACAGGACGUGACAUACACUGAGCAUUCUCUGAUUGACUCUGGACAGGUCGUGACAUACACUGAGCAUUCGAAGAUCUCACAGACCGUCCAUGUUUCUCAAACUACAAUUUUGGACAAGAACACUUUUUCUGAACAAUCCCGUACCAAGUGAUUGGGCUGAGACAACCUCCAGACACUGAACAAGACAAUCCAACACAGUCAAGAGCUAGUAAGAGUCAGGGCGAUGAGAAGAGAAUGUUCGAACAAAGAGAUAACUGACACAUUUCUGCGUGUGGUUUUUUAAAGGAGAGUCCAUGGACUUGACUGAGACAUCAGAAAUUGGUCUUCAACAGCUUAAAUGUUAUUUUAAGUGUGAUUUAAGUUUUUAUGAUAUGUUUCCUUUGAUUGUGGGUUUCUGGAUUUCCAUGGAAAUUGUCCUGACAGGUUACUUACUGCCUGUAAAACCUUGCACUGUCAGGACUUUAACAUUUGAAAGUGAAUAUAAAUCCUUAGCUCUCGUCUAUUAUUUCUUAUGAGUACAGUACAUCUACACCUUUCUCGACAAAUGCUUACAAUAUGUUACAUUACUGUUUAUGAUGGGGUUUAUAUCCUUGCUCAGGUAUGCUGUGCCAGCUUGUGAAUGUGUUUUUGAUUUCAUACGAGUGAGUGGUAGAAAUGUUCAGACUGACAAUGAAACAGAGGAGAAAAUACCUAUUAUUAUAAUUAUUAUUUUCUGAGAUAUUGUACAAUUUUCUUCAAAUGUGCCAAACCUACAUUCACAUCAUUCAGAAAUAUUCUAGUCUUAAUGCUGAUGCUGCAAAAAGUCUUAUACAAUCAGUUUUUAUUGCUGAGGUGUCCCUAUUAGGAGAAAGCUGCCGCUUUAGCUGACAUCUGCAUUGCGGAUGUUUUGAUGGUGUCGGAGGUGGAACUGCGUUAGCGCUGUCAAAUCCACAAGAAGGUCUUGGCAUUAUACCUAAAGCAGACAUUGCCAUUGGCUGCACGGAGUCACAUUAAGAGAAAUCCCAUGCAGCUUUGUUUACAAGUUCGAACACUGGAAUGUGAGAUGUAAUUAACACCUCAAUUAGGCUGAUAGAAAUCCACAUUUUUUCACUGAAUGAUUUUCAAUUUGAGGGCCAUUAUUUCUACAGUAUAUAGCCUGCACUUUCUCGUUCUGAACUUCUAACACGAGUGGGAUGGGUGUGGCUUCGUGACAAUGAUCAAGAGCAGCUGCUCACUGAUUUGACAGCUCCAACGCAGUUACACCUCCGACACCGCCAAAACAUCAGCUAUGUGGGAGUCGGCUAUCGCCGGUUAACACUUAACCUGAUUUGAAUCUAGCCUAAGUUUGUAUUGGCUGCUUAGAGAAAACCAAACAACAAUGGGUUACAGUUUCUCCUGGCCCAUAGAAUACUUUCAGGGUGAGGAAUCAUCUAAUAUCAAGUUGUAAAAUCCUGAACUUCCCCUUUAAUUCAUCCAUAAUGCAUAGGGGCCAAAAACGAUCAAAUUCGUUAUUUUGGUAAACUGUUACAGUACACUGACAUUCAGCUGGAGUGGCUUUUAGGUUUGAAAUCUCUUUUGUUUGAGUAUAGAGGUUGUGAAUAAAACGUGUUAUAUAGACUCUGCAAAUGUUGAUAAAGACACAGGACAUCAUAAUAGGCACAAUAAGUCUUAACGUUGAACUCUUCUAGUUCUAUUUGUCAUACAGUAAAAUGCAGAGGAGCGGUCCCGACAGUCAUCUAUAUGGUAGGGCCACCAUAUAUUUAGGGUUUUUUAAAUGUAGGUUUUAUUUACUCUAUUGUACCUAGAUACAGAAGAUCAGAUUUGUUUCUGUGAAUUGAACAGUUUACAAUUAUGUAGCCAGAGAUGGUUUUCAAAAUACAAACCAAUGUUUUGUUUUUGUAAAAUUGGUACAUUGGCAAAAAAAACAUGAGUCAAUAUUAGCUUUAGCAUUUCAAAAAUGUAGUGCAAGAAUAUUUUGAAACAGAUAUUUCAGGUAAAUGAAAAUAUACCCAUAAGUCCUAUUUUCAUAUGCCCAUCUCUACUUUGAAAAUAUGUAUACUUUUACAACCUCUAUUUUAGCCGGGUUUAGGUUACUCUGUUUUCUGGUUGAUUUGUAUGUGAUUUGUAUCUCUUUACGACCAUGUCGAAUGAUAUUUUGCAGGUUGGUAGAAAAUAACAUUUUUGUUACGACUGAAGUUUGAUUUUGCUUGCAUUACAGAAAAAGGAGAGCUGUACUGUUCACCUCAUGCAAAGACAUUGUUUCAAGUUUUGUAAGCAUCACAGGCACUGGAUAUGAGUGGUAUUUUUCAGUACUGUCUAAUGUGAAGUUGUCCUUAGAAAACAACAAUGACAAAAUUCUGACAAACAAAACAUCACCUGUUUGGACGCCAGAUUUGAGUACAUUUCCAGUUUAGUAACAUUUGUAUUAUUUAUGCAGAAAUAGUUGAUUUAGCUUCAGUGCUGCCUGAAGUGCUCUGACCUUUGACACAAAUUCAAAGGUCACUCAGACCACCGGUCAGUUUCAACCAACCUACAGAAGCAGACGUAAUUCUUCCUGGCCCCACACAUUUUGUGUUAAGUAUUGUAUUUGAAAUUCAAUUGUGCAUUUUAACAUUUCAUUGUAUUUAUUAGCCGGUGUUGGCUCUAAAAGUGUCAGUACAACUUGGUGAGAAAGACAAUCAGAAAAAAAUAAAGACUGAGAUUUCCUUACAAA
Salmo salar (Atlantic salmon) is the source of this 6191-nucleotide messenger RNA. Its product is annotated as transcription factor SOX-6. Gene Ontology annotation, biological process: cell fate commitment; central nervous system development; regulation of transcription by RNA polymerase II. Gene Ontology annotation, cellular component: nucleus. Lineage: Eukaryota; Metazoa; Chordata; Actinopteri; Salmoniformes; Salmonidae. The record is from RefSeq and is a predicted model, not a curated record. Gene Ontology annotation, molecular function: RNA polymerase II cis-regulatory region sequence-specific DNA binding; DNA-binding transcription factor activity, RNA polymerase II-specific.